Messenger RNA from Micromonas commoda, 1344 nucleotides. RefSeq lists its product with no specific name. The record is from RefSeq and is a predicted model, not a curated record. Lineage: Eukaryota; Viridiplantae; Chlorophyta; Mamiellophyceae; Mamiellales; Mamiellaceae. Gene Ontology annotation, molecular function: ribosome binding; GTP binding. Gene Ontology annotation, cellular component: cytoplasm. Bases 1 to 1344 code for a protein of 447 amino acids. The transcript has 2 exons.
AUGGAGGAUUCGCUCGCGGAACUCGCGGAGUUGGCGCAGAGCGCGGGGCUCGAGGUCGUCGCGACGCUGACGCAGCGCAUGAAACACCCGCACUCGGGCACGUACGUGGGCAAGGGGAAGCUGCGAGAGCUCAGGCGGCUCCGAGACCCGACUGUGGACACCGUCAUCUUCGACACCGAGCUCACGCCGAGGCAGAACCGAAACAUCGAGCAGUACCUGGACGGUAAGGUUCGGGUGUGCGAUCGCACGAUGCUCAUCCUGGACAUAUUCAGCCAGCGCGCGAGGACCGCGGAGGGGCAGCUGCAGGUUGAGAUGGCGCAGCUGGAGUAUCAGCUCCCGCGACUGUCGCGGAUGUGGACGCACCUGGACCGCACGGCGGGCGGCGGCGGCGCGGGAGGGCAGGUCAAGGGCAUGGGCGAGAAGCAGAUCGAGAUCGACAAGCGCCUCCUGCGCGACCGCAUCCAGUUUCUGAAGAAGAAGCUGGACAAGGUUAAGACCCACCGGAUGCUCUACCGAGACCGGAGGAAAGAAACGCCGGUGCCGGUUGUCUCUCUCGUGGGAUACACCAACGCGGGGAAGAGCUCGUUGCUCAACGCGCUGACCGCCGCGGACGUCUACGCGGAGGACCAGCUCUUCGCCACCCUGGACCCGACCACGCGCAGGUUCCCGCUGCCCAACGGAAAGGACGUCCUGGUCACGGACACCGUGGGCUUCAUCCAAAACUUACCCACCGAGCUCGUCGCCGCGUUCCGAGCCACCCUGGAAGAGAUCGUCGACUCCACGAUGCUCGUGCACGUCGUGGACAUAUCCUCGCCCCUCGCGGGCGCGCAGGUGGCGGCGGUGGAUACCGUCCUUAAAGAGCUCGGCGCGAGCGACAUUCCCCGGGUCACGGUGUGGAACAAGUCGGACGCGUCGAUCGCGUCCGGCAAAGAUCCGGAGGCGUUGGCGGAGGAGGCGAGGUCGCGCGGGGCGGUGGUCACGUCCGCGACGACGGGGUUCGGCAUCGAUUCGCUGGUGCACGCGCUGCAGGACACGCUGGUGCGAGUGGCGCUGGUUCGCGUCGAGAUCGACGUGCCGUACGACGUCGGCGGCGUCAUCGGGGAGGUGCGCAAGGCGGGGGUGGUGGAGAGCGAGACGUAUUGGCAGGGGGGAACGAGGGUCGUCGCGCACGUCCCGUCGGCGACGGCUCGAAGGCUGGCGCACCUGGCGGUGACGGAUUCGUCCCCGCGUCUGGAAGAUCUCGAAGCGGCGGCGGAGGAGGGGGAGCCGCAGUGGUCGCGGGAGGACGAGGAGGCUUUCCUCGCCAUGAUGCUCGAGGAGGAGGAGGAGGAGGCGUCCGCUUGA